GAGCGCCGCCCAGGAUCGCGCCUGCUGGUUUGGUUCGAUUGCGAUGAGUGGGCGCACGAGCGGCUCCUGCUCUGGCCCGUCCACCGGGACCGGCGCCACGAGUGCUGCGUGGUGGAGGCCCGACGGUGACCGCUACGUGGAGCGGAAGGCGGACUGGCGCUGGCACGCCUCGCUGCUUCACGGGUGGCCCGAGGGUUUCCGCGGCGACGUCGUCAGGUUCCAAGGGGGGCUCUCGCGCGAGGUGCUCCGCCAGAUGGUGUUGGGGGGCCGUGAGCUCGAGCGCGAGGAGCGCCGCAGGCGCCGCUUGCCCGCGGGGCUGGGCGCCCACCUCGGGGAGGAGUCGAGCAUGAUGGUGGGCUGGCACGGUGACGAGCGCGGCCUGGACAUCGGGGUGCUCGAAGGCGCGCGGCGGCGGCUCAGGGGCAAGCGUGAUCUCACGAGCGCCCCGCGGGCCCCCGAGGCUCCCGGCGACGAGGAGGCGACGCGCCCGGCCUUGGGCCCGCCCCCGCUGGAGGACGCCGAGAUGGUGCUGCUGGUGGCGGAGCUGCGCGCGGGAGGCGGUCUGCAGCUCGGCGAUGAGGUUGCGCCGACCUCUGGCGACGUCGCGGUAGGGUCGAAGGUGAUCGGCAGCCGCCCCGAUGGGCGCCCCGUGCUGUGCGAGCGGGUCUCGAUCGGCGACGUGGCCACCUGGCGCGCCGAGGCGCUUGCCGGCGCUGGCUGGGUAGCUGAGCGGGUGGCUCUGGCCGAUGCAUCGCCGCCCGCCGCCGAGGCCCCCCUCGACCUCCGCGACAUGACCCGCGCGGAGCCCACCGCCGUAAGAGGCGCUGACACUCCUCGCGAGGGCGGCGAGGCCGCCAGUCGCGAGGACGUCCGAACGCUCGCAGUGGAGUGGAACGAGCAGGGGGCGAGAUUCAAGGGGCGGCGCCGUGCUGUAGGAGAGAGCUGUGAGGGGGCUCUGGACGGCUGCGAGCUUCGAGGGGCUGGCACGGCGCUUCACUUUUGCCGGCGGUUCACGCAGCGCGGGGGAGAUCCUAAGACGUGGAUGUCCAAUUUCUGCCGGGAGUACGGCAUCAGCCAGCGAGACCGCACGUGGCGCGAGCUGAACUGCUUGGUCACCAUCUCCUGGCUGGCGGGGACCUUCGUCGCGGUGAACCUUGGCGGGCUGGCGUGCCUGGAGGUCGCGGCUCGGCGCGUGGCGCAGAUCACCAAGGCGCAUCGGGUCGCGCCUGGGCAGCCGGCUGCUUGGGGGGCGGGGCGCGUCCUCACGGGCACCGGCGGCCCCUUCGACGUGGCGUCGCCCGAGCUGCGGAGCUUGGCGAACCGCGCGGCCCGCGACGAAGCGGACCGCCUGGUGGCGCUCGGGCGCGGCCGUGCGCUGGCAGCGGGCGGGCGCGGCGCGGGGGGCAGUGGCGAUGUGGCUGGCGCGCUGGAUGCUGGGCGGCCCCCCUGCGCGGGCGCCGGGGAUGGCGGCGGCAGAGGCCGCGUGGGCGCGGGGCCGGGGGUGAGGCGCCUAGGCGAGGAGCUGGGCGACGCCCUGGGCGGCCUGGACACCUGGCUCGGCGUAAGUGACGUGAAGGACUGCUUGCGCGGGCUCCUGCUCGACGACGGGCCUGGGCUGCAGGAGUUCUUCGGCUGCCCCCCGCUGUGGGCCUGCGAGCUGGGUCUGACGCAGCUGGGCGGCGCGGUGCUAGGCAAGGGCGCGCUGAUUUUCCCCCUGGCGCGCGCGUUGCCGAUGGGGCGGGCCUGGUCGCUGCGCUUCGCCCAGUCGGCCAGCGCGCGCCGCAUGGCGAAGCUGCGCGAGCCGGAAGGCGCGCAGGAGAUGACCGACCGCGGGCCCCCGCUGAUCCUGGGCGGCCCGCGGGUUCGCGCGGCCAUGACGGCGGCCGCGAAGUCCCGUGGCGCCGUCGGCCUCGAGGUGCACGAGACCUCCUUGAGCAGCGCAGGCGGCGAGGCCUUGGGCGUGCAUCUGGGCGGGCGCGCAGGCUGCGCUCGGCCUGCUCCCGCCAGGUUCUGGCGAGUUCGAGGCGCGGUGCAGGCGCUGUUGCGACGCCGCAGGGUGAGUGGCCUGGAGCUGGAAAUCGUCGUGGGCCACCUUGCCUUCGUGGGCCUGGUGCGCCGCGAGAGCCUGAGCUGCUUCCGCUGCAUCUACCGGUUCAUUCAGCGCCACUACUUCGAGCGGGUUGCGCUGUGGGACAGCGUGGUGCAGGAGCUGCGGGCCUUCUCUGGGCUGAUGAUAUACCUGCGCGCGGACUGGGUCGCUGGUUGGCUGCCUGGGGCCUGCCAGUCGGACGCGUCGCUCGACGGCUUCGGGCCGGCCUACUCGCUGUGGGGGCCAGAG
Molecule: messenger RNA, 2338 nt
Organism: Prorocentrum cordatum
Lineage: Eukaryota; Dinophyceae; Prorocentrales; Prorocentraceae
Source: the annotation of a GenBank genome assembly